GUCUGUUGUUAUGACGCCAGAUAGCGUGCUCGGCCAAAAUUGAGGGCGAAACACACACUGUAAAUGAAAACUCAGGAAGGAUUCUAGGCAAAAUUGAAGCAUUCUAACAAACAGCACACUUGCCAACAAAAGUUGACAGAGAUAAGCUUGCACAAUUACUGACAAUCAACCACAUUCUUUAAAAGUAAUCUAUACGGUUCAAACCCAAGAUGAGAGGUGUAUGUAAAUAAUUUUGUGAAUGGAGAACUGUGGAGAAGCUAUCGUGGAAGCACAGAGGCAAAUAUGAAAACCCUUAAGUGAAAAAGAAGAAACACUCAGUUUCUACCUCACUCUUAGAUCCAUUAAUAACGAUAACUUUGAUGUACGAUGCAUAGAUUUAGGCUGACGUCCCUUUUAACAACCUGAGAAACGAUUUUUAUAGGUACAUGGGAUGUUUGGACAAUAUGGAAGACCGGAAGGACCAAUCGAAUAGCUACGAAAUGAGGAGCUACAACUUGACCGUGCUCGGAAUCAGUGAAACCCAUCGGACUCAAGUUGGACAAAAAAGGAUGGAUUCAAAACAGAUGUUGCUAUACCCUGGUCACGUGAAAGAAAAUGCUCCACAUAAUCAAGGAGUUAAUCUGGUGCUGUCAAAGAAGCACGUAAUGUAUUUGUAGGAUGGGAAUCUCAUGGAUCCAGGAUCAUCAAAGCAUCUUUCAAAACAACGAAGGAGGGAAUAACAAUAAAUGAUAGCAAUAAUAUCAAUGACCACGAUAAAGAUCAGUCCUAUGGGAGGCUGCAGUCGAUCAUAGUGAAGUGCGCAGGAAAGAGACUGACAAUCCUGAUGGGAGAUCUAAACGCCGAAGUCGGAAUGGACAACACCGGGCACAAAGAUAAUAUGGGACGACAUAUAUUGACUAGAAAAAAGAAACGGGAAUGGUGAGAGAUUUGCAAAUCAAUAUGCAUUCAACAAGUUGGUUAUAGGUGGCACAAUGUUUCCGCACAAAAGCAUAUACGAAGCUACAUGAGUCUUACCGGACCACAACACAGAAACCCAGAUAGACUAUAUUUGCAUCACUCAAAAAUUCAGAAGGUCAGUGGAAGAUGUGAGAACCAGGAGAGAAGCUGGCAUAGCUUCAGGUCACGAUCCAUAUGUUGGUUGCCAAGAUGAAACUGAAGAAGCAUUGGAGAAUUGGACGAACAACAUUACAAAUGUUCAAUACAGUCUUCCUUCGACAUACUGAAAGACUCGACCAACUCAAGACAACAGGUUCCAAGCCUCACAAGAUCUAUUGUGCCAAGAGGAAACUGCUAUGGAGAACUACUGGAGAUGGAUCAAAGAAGUAUUAACUACAACAUGUCAGGAGGUUGUGGGCCGCAAGAAGCACACUCAUAAGUAAUGGAUCAAAACCCUGGACAAGAUUCAAGAAAGGAAGAAUAAGAAGACAGCAAUUAACAACAGCCGAACAAUGACAGAGAAAGUCAAGGCAAAAUCCGAAUACACAGAAGCAAACAAACAAGUCAAAAAGAACAUUAGAGCUGAUAAACGGAAAUACGCAGAGGACCUAGCAACAACGGUGGAAAAAAUCUACAAGAGAAGGGAAUAUGAAACGGCUGUACGACACAACGCAGAAACUGGCAAGGAAAUAUAAUAAGCCAGAGAGACCGGUCAAAGAAAUAGAAAGCAAGCCAAUCAUCAAGAUUCAAGAGUAAAAAAAGAGACGAGUGGAAUACUUUGAGGAACUCUUGAAUAGGCUAGCUCUAUUGGAUCCACUGGACAUCAAAGCAGCACCUACAAACCGUCCUACAGAUGUCGCGUAACUAACGAUCGAAGAAAUCAGGAUGGCCAUUAGACAAAUCAAGAAUGAGGAAGAAGUAAGGCCUGACAAUAUACCAGCUGACGCAUUAAAGUCAGACAUAGAAGUAACUGCAAAGAUGUUCCACACUCUAUCCAGGAAGAUUCGGGAGGAAGAACAAGUGACGACGGACUAAAAAGAACGACAGCUCAUCAACAUGCCGAGAAAAUGAGAUCUGAGCAAAUGUGAGAACUACAGAGGAAUAACACUACUAUCGGUACUAAAAAAGGUUUUAAAAAGAGUGUUAUUGAACCAGACGAAAGAUUCAAUGGAUGCCCAACUUUGAGAUCAGAAGUCUGGAUUCCGUAAGUAUCGAUCGUGAACAGAUUGAAUUGUUAUACUAUGGGUCGUUGUCAAACGAUCAAAAUCAUACGCAAUUCACACAACGGACCACACUACAAAGUGCUGCAUGGAGGACAGCUGACAGAUACAUUCUAAGUGAGAACCACAGUCAGAAAAGUUCACUUAAUAUCUCUUUUCCUCUUUCUACUGUUAGUUGACUGGAUUAUGAAGACGUAGAUGUAGAUCUGACGAGAAGCACGGAAUACAAUGAACGGCUCAGAGUUAACUAGACGAUUCGAACUUCGAAGAUGAUCUAAGCCUCCUACCCCAUACAUACCAACAAAUGCAGAUGAAGAUAACCAGUGUAGCAGCAGCCUCUGCAUCAAUGAAUCUCAACAUAAACAAUAGAAAAACCAAAAUCAUCAAAUACAACAUGGAGAACACCAACUCAACCAUAUUUGAUAUAGAAACUGUGGAGUAGGUGGAAAAUUUCACAUACCUGCACAGCACCAUCGAUGAAGAAGGAGGAUGUGAUGCAAACGUAAAUCCAGGGAUUAGUAAGUCAAGUACAGCAUUCCUACAGUUGAACAACAUAUGCAACUCAAAACAACUCUCAACCAAUAUCAAAGUCAGAAUCUUCAAUACGAACGUCGAAACAGUUCUACUAUACGGAGCUGGAAAUUGGAGAACUACUGCAAUCAUCAUCAAGAAGUUACAGGUAUUUCUAAACGCAAGCUGCUGAAUGUCCGUUGACCGGAUACCAUCAACGACAACCUACUAUGGGAGAGAACAAACCAGCUUCGAGUUGAUGGGUAGAUAAAUUAGGAAAAGACGUUGGUAGUGGAUAGGACGUACAUUGUGGUAGUGAUCAAACCACAUGAUGAGGCAAGCGCUAAUUUUGAAUCGUUCAGGGGAACAGAAAAGAAGAAGACCGAAUGGCAACUGCGUCAAGAAUUGGAAGCGGAUAUUGAAAGGAUGAGUAGCAACUGGAAAGAACCGGAAAGGAUUACCCAGGGCAGGGUUGGAUGCGUAAUGCUAUUGGACGGCCUAUGCUUCUCCACGAGGGCUGACAGGUGUAAAAUUUGACUAUUGAAAUGGAUCGUUAUGAAAAAUUAACAAGAAUAGGAGAAGGUGCAUAUGGUGUUGUAUUUAAAUGUCGUCAUCGUGAUACUGGAGAUAUAGUUGCUAUUAAAAAAUUUACCGACUCUGAAGAAGAUCCAGUAAUACAUAGAAUCGCAAUGCGAGAAAUUCGUACAUUGAAACAAUUAAAACAUCCAAAUCUGAUCAAUUUAAUUGAAGUUUUCAAACGUAAACGCCGAUUGCAUUUGGUGUUUCAGUAUGUUGAUCAUACAUUAUUGCAUGAAUUGGAGAAACAUACUAAAGGGUUGGAUAGAUUACAAAUAAGAAAAUUAACAUAUCAAUUGUUACAAGCAGUGAAUUUCUGUCAUGCGCAUAAUUGCAUUCAUCGUGAUGUUAAACCAGAGAAUAUACUUAUUACAAAAUCUGGUCAGUUAAAGUUAUGUGAUUUUGGUUUUGCAAGAUUAUUAACUGGACCAGGUGAUGAAUAUACUGAUUAUGUGGCAACACGAUGGUACAGAGCACCAGAAUUACUCGUUGGUGAUACACAAUAUGGUACACCAGUAGAUAUAUGGGCUAUUGGAUGUGUUGUUGCUGAAAUGUUGACUUCUCUACCAUUAUGGCCUGGUCGAUCAGAUUUAGAUCAGUUGCACUUGAUUACACAAACAUUGGGUGAUUUGGUACCACGUCACAGAGAAAUCUUUGAGAAAAAUUGUUUUUUUAAAGGUUAUAAAUUAAUUGUUCCUGAAAAUCGAAAAGAUUUGGGUGAGAAAUUCACUUCGUUACAACCGCCAAUUACUUCGAAAGAAUUAAAUUUUUUACAGAGCUGUUUAAGCAUGGAUCCUACAGAACGACUUAAUAGUGAGGCAUUGUUAAAACAUCCAUAUAUGGAAAUGCACGGAAGACACCCACAUUAUUAUCAUGGUGAAUUAAAACAAGUAUGUAGUUCAUGUGGAGAUGGUUAUAAUAAUCAUGGAAUGAAAAAAAAAGCUGAACGUAAUUUCAUUCAAAAUUCACAAAAUAAACCAGUUAUGAUUAAUCAAAUUAGUACUGGGACAAUGAUCCCAAGACGUAAAUAUCAACAACAGCAAAUUCCGCAACAAUCUACUGAUCGAAAUCAAACAACUGCUACACCACAAAAUGAGUCCAAUUCAAUUUCACCGACAUGUUUCCCUCCAACUAGUAGUAUUACUCCAAGUUUUAAUGCUGGUCGAACAAAUUGGUUUGUUCCAGGAAUUGUUGGUCAAAGUCUAUAUAAUCCGUCGCAAAUAGGACUGCCUGCUCUGCCAACUAAUCCACAUUUACAACCAAUCCCAGUAACUACUACAUCUACACCAUCAAACAACAAUGCUCAAUCAAUGAUGAUGGUAACAGGUAAUCAGAAAUCUAAUUUAGGAUGGAAAUAUCCUAAAUCAAAUCAAAUGAUUAUGACAUCAACAAACAGUAACAAUUCGAUAUCAUAUUUCCCAAAUCCGGACAUUAAUAAUAAUAAUAACAAUAAUAAUAAUAAUUCAUCAAAUAUAGACAAUGGGCAUAAUUCUAACGAUACAAACGUUGCACACAGUACACUUCAAUCAAAUUUGAUUGGAUUACACCUACCGAACAUAUAAAAAAAGUGUCUUUUCCUCCACACUUAACCUUUCUCAAACACAGAUCUAGUGUAAAUGUGUUACAUAUGGUUAGUAGUAGUAUUAAUAUUACCAACCUAAUUAGUGACUUCUUUCAUAAGUAAAAUGAUACACACAUUACAAACAAUAUUAUAAUAAUAAUGGCAAGUAAAUUAUCUAAGUACAUUUAAUUAUUGAAGUUUUCAUUUCUCUCUUUCUAUAUUAUCUUACAAUCUGAAAAGUAACCGAAUAUUAUCCUUCCUAUUGAUUAUGUUCAAAGAAAUUGUAUAUAAACUCAAGUGAAUAUUAAUUACUUAUAAUUAUCUCUUUAUUAAAACUACUUUCAUACGGAUCUGUGUUUUGCUUUAAUGAUUGUGAUAGAUUUUCUUUAUUUAUUUAUUUAAACACAUAUACAUUGGUACAAGGAGGCACCAAAGAGAUAUGCGCCACAUUAAUCAUUCGAUUUGUGUGAGGGCUAAGAUACUGCCAUGGUGCCCAGAUCGAAGCAGGUGGUUUUCUUAGGGGUCCACACCCGGAGCCUUUGACCUAAAGGUCUGACCCACUAGGCAGUGGAGCAUCGUGAGGAGAUGCAGUCCCAUGGUAGCCGGUGACCAACGAUUGGUUCAUACGUCAUUUGUUCCCUCAGGAUACUGGAGCCCAUGUACACCAUUGGUUUGGAAUCCGGUUAAAGCGCUGGACAUUCGCUUUUCG
This is a messenger RNA of Schistosoma haematobium, 5512 nucleotides long. Its product is annotated as Cyclin-dependent kinase-like 1. The record is from RefSeq and is a predicted model, not a curated record. Gene Ontology annotation, molecular function: cyclin-dependent protein serine/threonine kinase activity; ATP binding. NCBI's taxonomy places the organism in Eukaryota, Metazoa, Platyhelminthes, Trematoda, Strigeidida, Schistosomatidae. The transcript has 11 exons. Gene Ontology annotation, cellular component: nucleus. The coding region runs from base 3212 to 4804 and encodes 530 amino acids. Gene Ontology annotation, biological process: protein phosphorylation.